CGUCGAUGCCCGGGGCAGUAGCGACGGCCGGGCCCCAGAUGAUGUCCUCCCAGCUUUAAGGAAGAAGUCAAGCAAGGAUUGAAGGUGUCUGGCGAGGAGCCUUGCUUAAAUGACAACAAUGACAAGAGAAAACUGGGCCCACAAUACUUUGAGACAAGAGGGGCUUUUUAAAGGGAAGGAUGAUACCUGGAAAUGGGGAACCAGCUUCCAAGGGAGCAGCUCCUCUGUCUGGGAAACUUCCCACCUGCACUUUAGGCAGUUACGUUACCAUGACACUUCUGGACCUCAUGAGGCACUGAGCCGACUCCGGGAGCUCUGUCGCAGGUGGCUGAGGCCAGAAGCACGUACCAAGGCGCAGAUACUGGAGCUUUUGGUCCUGGAGCAGUUCCUGAGCAUCCUGCCUGGCGAGAUUAGGACUUGGGUGCAGAUCCACCGCCCCGGGAAUGGCGAGGAAGCCGUGGCCCUGGUGGAGGAGCUACAGAAAGACCUUGAAGGACCAGCACUAAAACUUCCAGUCCUUGUCCAGGACCAGGACCCGCUCCAGGAAGGGAUGAGCACUCCAGGAACAGCACUUCUCCAAGCACCCAGUGAUAGUCACGUAUCAGCAGAAAUUCAUCCAAGUGUUCUCACUGACUCAUUGGUGUUCAGCCUCCAGGAUCCUCAACAUGAUCCUCCUGCCCCUGAGGCUUCUGCACUUUCUCAGGAAGAGAACCCAAGAAAUCAGUUAAUGGCACUUAUGCUGCUUACAGCCCAGCCCCAGGAGUUGGUGAUGUUUGAAGAGGUAUCAGUAUGCUUCACUUCAGAGGAAUGGGCAUGUCUGAGCCCAGUUCAGAGGGCCUUGUACUGGGAUGUCAUGCUGGAGAAUUAUGGAAAUGUGACCUCCUUAGAAUGGGAGACCAUGACCGAGAAUGAGGAGAUGGCAUCAAAGCCUAGCAUUUCUCAAAGAGCAGAUUCUCAGAAAGCAGCAUCAAAAAGGCUUCAAGGAAGUGAUCCCCAGGCCCUUCAUUUUGAGGAAGAUUGUGAAUGGGAAGUUUUGGCAAGUCAGUGGGGAAAUGAAACAGGGGAAAGAAAUGCAUUGAAGAAAGUUUCCCUUGGCGAACAAGACAAAAAAGGACUCCAUCCGAAAAAAGAGGACAAAAGUGGAAGGAAUUUAGAGAAAGUUUGACUUUUGGUUCAGCUCUUUCUGAAAAUGUAAUUGAUACUGAAGGAAAGAAGUUUUAUAAAUGUGAUAUGUGUUGUAAGC
Messenger RNA from Condylura cristata (star-nosed mole), 1243 nucleotides. RefSeq names its product zinc finger protein 197-like. Gene Ontology annotation, biological process: regulation of DNA-templated transcription. NCBI's taxonomy places the organism in Eukaryota, Metazoa, Chordata, Mammalia, Eulipotyphla, Talpidae. The record is from RefSeq and is a predicted model, not a curated record.